This is a messenger RNA of Parasteatoda tepidariorum (common house spider), 4203 nucleotides long. RefSeq lists its product as uncharacterized. Lineage: Eukaryota; Metazoa; Arthropoda; Arachnida; Araneae; Theridiidae. The record is from RefSeq and is a predicted model, not a curated record.
UCCCCCUCCUGAAGAGAACGUUUAGUUCCGUUUGGUCGAUACAGCGUGACAAGAAGGCGUUGUCCCUAUUUCGUUCUUCUGGGGUGGUUGAGAAGGGAGAAAGUGGUUCCAUUCAUUCGAACGUUCACUUUCGAUGAGUGAAGGAAUUGUGUGUUUGAGAACAUGUGUUGCUUCGAAUCUUGAAAAGGAAAACUCCAGUGAGUAUGAGGAGCCGAUUUGCUGCUUGGAUAACUGUGAUAGCGGCGCUAUCAUGGCUGCAGCCCUCAGAUGCCAAAGAAGUUGCCAAGAAAGCCACAUUAGAUCCAGGUACUAUACAAAUGCUGAGCAACAUCCUGGACUCUCUAGACAAUUUUCGAAACGACAGGUUGAGAGACCUGGAGAAAAUCAGGCUGACAGCGCCUGCGGGGAAUGUGUCUAUUGUGAACCUCACGGAACCCAUGUCGUUGCCUUCAGACAACAGUUCAGUGUCUGAACACAUCAAAGCACUCAAAGAAGGAAUCAUGGGACACAAUCCUGUCAAGAAAACAUUCGGAUACAAAGUCACUGUUUAUACAACGCCCAUAGAGAGUGACAAAAAAGAGGGUAAACCUGUCUUAGUGACACAAUAUGUGGGAGGAGAUAUGUUGCCAGAAUAUCAUAAAAAGGAAAUUAGCGAAGGUCCAAAGAGAAGAACGGAUGAUCCAGACGAUCUGCAGGAAUCAGCCAAUCAUCCAGAAAAACAUCUAGUCCGUUCCAGUGAAAGUGCUCAUCUGCCGAUCCACGUGAGUGUAUCAAAUGCUGGGGGUGGUGAGGGUCACGAAGAGUCGUCUCAGGAAGGCCAUACUGAUCACAACAGAAAAACAGAACACUCAGACAUAGUUGAAAAAGGUCACCAGAAUGGUCAUCGUCUUCACACCAAUUUAGCCAAAGGCCACGACCACGAAAAGCACAGCGACAAGCACGACGAACAUCAUAAAGAGACAGAGAAGGAGAGUCACAGGCAGGACACCCAAGCACACGACAAAGGUGGAGCUUCACAACAAGGAAUCAGAGAAAGAACCGAGAUUGAAUACUACGAACGUGAGCAUUUCUUGGACACAGAGUACGACAAAGCGAAGAAGGGUCACGACAAAACAAAUGGUGUAAAGGAACAUGAAAGUCACAACGAUCACGAUACGCAUGAAAACAAAAAAUUACACGCUGAAGAAAAUAGCGGGAAACACAAAACUGAUACUGGAGGAUCCAUUGGAAAAGAAGUAGUCGACGGUGAAGGAGUCAUUUUAGAGGCUCAUCCUCAUUAUAGACCUCCUAUAGACGUCCACUAUCCUGACGGUCAUCAUCAGGUUCUGCACAAUAACAAGGCUCUCCAUCACCUGAAUGAAGACUCUCGCGCACUUAAAGAAGACAGUGAAUCUUCCAAAUUGCACCACAGUGAGGAAUCGAAAGGUCACAGAGAACACAACAGUGAGAGGGAUCACCAGUCCGAACAAAAGGACAGUGGUUACCUGGACAAGGACAAGGGACGAAGGAAAGAGGGUUAUAGAGAGAGAGGAUACAAGAUCACUGCAGAAAGGGAAUAUUUCCUGAAUGACGCUCAUCACGACAAGGGACAAUCCACCCACACGAGUGGGCAUAAGUUGAAAGAUGAAGAAGGUGCAGCCCACGGCCACAAAGAGGGGGAAAGGGACAGAGGCUUCAUCAAGGAGGAAAAACAAGAGGAGGCUCAUGAUGCAGCUUACGACCACAAAGACAAGAGAUACUACGAUGGUGAAGCGAACAAAGAUGGUUUCUCUGCUGAGAAAUCAGCAUCUUCGUCUUCUGGGGAGAAGAAAGAAAAAGAGGAAGUUAUCCCUCUGGCUCCACCUCUAGUAAACUACGUAGAAGAAUACCCACACCAUGUACAGCCAUAUCCUUUACCUCCCAUUGCUUAUGCACCAUCAAACGAUGGUGCUCAGCCUGUCUUAGCUUAUCCGCCUGAAGAUCUGAAACGGAAGAACAAACAACAAGCUUCUCACACAAGGCCUCAGUCCUACUAUGAUAGCCAAACAGGUAAAGAGAAGGAUAAUUUCAAGACCCCACAUAAACCUCAACCACCCCUUGGUGGUUUUGAUGACGAGCGACAGAAUGCUGGUUAUGUUGGACACGCUUCUUACAAGAGGAGACAGCCCAGCCCUCUAGUGGCAGCAAUCAAAGAAAACAUAAGAAACAAUGUUCACGCAGAGCCACCAAGUUAUUCCAAAACUGAGAAAACCUCGAGCGAAGAAAACUCUGUUCGAUUCCCAGAUAAGAAUAAUGACCAAUCCAAUUAUAAAGACAACGUGAAAGAAGAGGGCAGCCAAGAAGUUGUGUUUCCCAAAAAAGAAGAUGCAUAUUCGGAUUUUAACCCUAAGUAUGAAAAUGAAAAAGCCUACACAGAUACUCCAUUAAAAUAUGACAGAGUGUACACAGAUUCGCCUCCAAGAUACGCAAAGGAAAAGGCUUACACAGAAUCUCCUCCAAGAUAUGGAAAAGAAAAGGUAUACCCAGAAUCUCCUCCGAGGUAUGGAAAAGAAAAUGCCUACUCUAACCCAUCUGCGACCCAAGAUGGGAAUAAAGAAAGCAAUCCGUUGGUGUACACCUACUCGCAAACAGGAGAGGCACAGUCCAGUUUACCUAAGGAUCCUCGAUAUCUUCCAGAAAACGAUAGAACCACAGCGAAAUUGCAAAGUCCGGAUCCGACUGUGAACAAACCCCUCACUGUGAGUUCGCAUUUACCAAUAGUCAGGCAAACUUCUCAUCGGUUUACAGACCCAAGAACAGUGUACUUGCAAGGAGCUCAAAAUGCUAACAAGCUUAUCAACACUCAUCAUAAUGUGUAUCCUCACGCUCAAGGCGAUUCAUUACCAACAGUUGGUGAUCUUAUCGACGAACUAACUCGUCACAGUGACGCACCAGAAAAUCAACCAUAUUCUCAAGAACAGAACAUAAACACGAAUGGAAACACUCAAUCAGCAUUUGCCGAUCUUCAGCGUAUUUAUAAACUGAACAGAGACGCGAAUCAGCCGACCCGGCUCACACCUGCUCAGAGGGCACAGCAACAGCAGCUUCUUCUAACACAACAAGGAGUUAGAUCAAACACUUAUCCUCAAAAUCCACACCAGCAAAUUCCGCAUGGAACACACGUUUUGCAUUUCCAUAAUCCUCAAGAUAUUCCAAGAACUGGAUCGGCUUUGGAUCACCAUCAGCAGCAAACAUCACCACCUUUUAGCCCAGUUGUCCUUUUGUCUUCUGGGCCUUCAGCUCAAACGAAGAAUCAGGCUGUUGAUGUAUGGUACACUAGGCCUAGAAAUUGAUAAACAAAUGAUUAAUGAUUACAAACCUUGAUGUUAACCCAUUAGUGCCUAAGAUUUAUUUCUCGUAUCUCUUUUUUUAUGUGAUAUAGUGCAAGAUACUUACAGUUUGUCCAGCGGAAAACUAACCAAUUUCAAUAUUAAAAAUAUCGGGAACAAAAGACGAUAGAGGAAUUAAUCAAAUAUUAUGUUUAUUGUGAAAGCUACAAGAAUUUUAUACUGAAAUUUUGGAAUUUAAUUACAAAGGUUGCCGAUGGAUGGCGCUGCGAGCCAUAAAUAACCAGAGCCACAAGUUUUAGCGUUAAAAGCUAAAAGAAGGUUGUUGUACCUGAUUAGGAAGUUUAAACUAUGUAUUCUAUUGAACAUCGUGGUGCUAAAAUAUCUCAACUUAGAUUAUAGUUUUGCGGCAUUUUUAUUCUUUUCAAGAAAUCUGUACAGUAUACAGUUCCAUCUAUUGGCAACUUUCGUAACCAAAUUUCGAAAUUUCAUCAUGAAAACUUUACAGCAUUUAGAAUAAAUAUGUCGCUUGUUUUAUUCCUCUAUACCAUUUUUUUCCCGAGAAUUUUUAUUUUUUCAGAUUAAUCAGUCUUCCUCUGGACACCUUAUAGUGCAAAUUUUUCUUCUUUCUUUUUACUUAAGUAUAAAAUCUAUCCAAUACCUUCCUUUUUUUUUUUUAAAGUUAAGUAGUAGCAAUAUGAAGUUUUUUUUAAUAAUAUAAACGAAAAUCCGUUACUAUCUUUUUGAUAGUACUUAUUUUCCCAUCACAGUAAAUCCAGGCAUUAAUGGGUUCGUACAAUGAACUUCUGCUUUAACGAAUAUCUUGAAUGCCCAGUAAUCGAAAUAGUAAAAUGUAACUGAAUUUACUAAAAAUAUUAGCAAAUUCUAAAACUUGACU